Molecule: messenger RNA, 1014 nt
Organism: Populus trichocarpa (black cottonwood)
Lineage: Eukaryota; Viridiplantae; Streptophyta; Magnoliopsida; Malpighiales; Salicaceae
Product: CRC domain-containing protein TSO1
Exons: 4
Coding region: 143-424 (93 amino acids)
Source: RefSeq, a predicted model, not a curated record
UGCCGAACCACGUAAAAUAUUGUGUCAGCGUGCUUAGCCUCUAAUUGGUAACUAUCAGUACAUCACCGGUCCGAGAAGGGGGAGCCGGAAUCCCCAAACAAUCAUCCCAGUCUGGUCUUUUUCAGGGGAAAUUUAUACUCGCAUGGGAGAUGGACAGCAGGAAAGUCAAGCUGCUGUGGCCGCAGGUUCUUCCAGUUAUCAAUCUAUGAGUACUAUGCAAACUCCUCGCGAUUCUUUGCAUUCGAUACCAUUUGAGCAGCAGGCAACUCUGUGCGAAGGGACAAUGCCUUCUUCAGAAAAUGCUGACAUAAUCGAGUUGAACCAAAUGAGCCCUGAGAGGAAUAGCAAGAAGGCAAAGUACUCCACCGAGAGUGAGGGUUGCAGACGUCGCAACUGUAAGAGAUCAAGAUGCUUGAAACUAUGAUGGAGUCCAGGAGUGACAAGUAAUAAUAUCUUUAAUGCCCUUAAGAAACGCGAAGCAAUGGCUGUUUUAUGAAUUUUUGGUUUUUAUGAAUUGAUCUUGCCCUAUUAAAAUAUGGUUGUUGGGGAUGACUCCCACCUUCUACAAUGGUCCACGGUCCCUUAAUUCCACAUACAAAGGAGAAAAUACCAAUUCAUCUAAGUUUGUGAACUGAGGCCUCAGCUUAUCAGACGGUGCAUUGAAAAAAUGAAAAUUAACAAUCCCUGCUAUUUUCCAAUCGUGUCGCCUUUAAUUUUUGAUACUGUGCAGUUAUUGUGAGUGCUUUGCUGCUGGAAAUUAUUGUCUAGAUACUUGUUCAUGUGAAAAUUGCUUUAACAAGUCUGAAUACGCGGACGCAGUUCUUCAUAUGCGGCAACAAAUUGAAGCUCGUAAUCCUCUAGCUUUUGCUCCUAAGGUUGUCAAGCAUACCACCAUCUCUCCAGUAAAUAUGAUGGAAGAAGGAAAUUGGACGAUACCAUCCUCUUCCAGGCACAGAAAAGGGUGCAACUGCAAGAAGUCAAAGUGUUCUAAAAAAUAUUGUGAAUGUUUUCAGG